AUGGAAAAGGAUGAUCAAUCCAGUGUUCUUGACCCAGCGCCUGCAGAAGCUGACCAGCAGCCCAUUCCGGCACAGCCGACUUCUCCUGCGCGAACAACAAGCACCACUACGACCCCUACGACCUCAGAACGAUUGCGCACCUUCCAGGACUCAGCACUGCAUUUCCUCUCAAAUGCAAGCAACGAGACGUUAGGCGCCUGUGCUGUCGGCCUAGCCGCCUCUACGUACCUAGUACUUGGUCGACUCGGACUCGUCCUCAUAGGAGCAGUCGGCGGCAUCGUGCUUCAUGCUACGUGGGAGGGCCAGAUCGGAUCUGGUGCUGAUGGAGAGGCUCAAGAGAAACAACAGAGGAGGAGGCGGGAACUAGGCAUUGAGGUCACCAAGCGGGCACUCGAUUGGCGGGAUGCAAAGAAAAAGGACCGACAAGCUGAGACGUCUGAAGCAGACGAUGCUCUAGAUCUCACCAGCACAGAUGUCUAUGCCGACUUCCAGCCGGAGACGAGAGCAGCCUUGAACGACUUCACCGAUGCUGUCAUACGCGACUAUGUCAAGUGGUGGUUCUCGCCGCUGCUGCCCAAGGAGCAGAGUUUCCCACUGGCCUGCCGCCAAACACUCAGCCAAUUCAUCCUCACUUUUUCGAAUCGACUGUCGCGGAAGCGGACGGCGGACCCAGUGUUGGACUUCAUGGCAAACUCCACCUCGAUCAUGAUCGUCUUCCUGCAGGAACUUGGCACAGCCCUGAAGGCCUCCCAGAAUCAGGACCCUGCCACGGCUAUCCGAACGUACUUGCAGUAUCAGCCGGAGAGCAAUCUCGCCAACGUUAUCAAUACGUCGCAGCAGGAGCGAAAGUUGGACAUCGUUGCAGAAGACAUACUGCAGAACUUCCUUGACAAAAGCUCCCAUGACUGUCCACCUGUAAAAGCAUUCCUGAGAGCUGUGUUAUCCGGUCUCAUCCUACAACCAACGAUUGAUAUGUGCUCAAAACCGGAAUGGAUCAAUGGCUGGAUUGUCUACUUAUUGGAAGAUGGCGAGCCAGAGUUGAUAAACGUGAUAGACGCCGGGGUCGAGAAUAUGAAUGCCAUGGGCGCGAAGGUUCCAACAAAAGCAACAUCAAAUGAAGGCAAAAAGCAUCAACGAAGAGUCAGUCGAGCCGAAGAAGCCAUGCAGCAGGCAAUGCAGGAAGCUGAACGAAUGAACGCCAUGAUCGCCGAGGACGAGGCGCGUAGGAAAAGGGAGUCGAAUCUGGCCGAAUCAGUCGAUACACUCUCUACAGCAAAUACAGAUGGUCCAGGUCUCGCGACGCCGACAUCGUCGGAUAGCGAUCGCAAUCAGUCCGAACGAUUUUCAACUCGACCAACACGGACAUCAUUCAUAUUCGACAGCGAAGGUAAUGCCAUCCAGUCGGCGAGUGCCAGUCCGAGUCGCAAUCAAGGCCUAUUCCUAGAUGGCGCAAUGGAAAGUGUUGAGGCACCCAUCGACAUGCUUCAUCCAGAAACGUCGAUGGGGAUAAGUGCGACGGAUGGCGCCGGCGACGAGCUCCGCAGACUUUCGAGGACAUGCAUAUUCCUCCAUAUGGGCGAUGGCGACGAUCGCGCAGCACUAAGGAAAGAACCGAAAGACGACAUGUACAUGAUUCAGAUCGAGCCUGCUUCGUCGAAAUUUCCUGGCUGGAUGGUAACUCGUGCCUACACAGAUUUCACAAAGAUUCAUCCUACGCUUCUGACCAUAGCCAAGAUUUCCGGAGUACCAGAGUUCUCGCAGCAAUAUCCUGAGCUACCAUCUUGGAAAGGAGUGGCCCGAAGAUCAUUCCGGGCUAGUCUUGAAUAUUACUUGAGGGACGCGCUGAAGUACGAGCGCUUAGCAGAAAGUGACACAAUGAAAAAGUUCUUGGAUAAGGAAGUCGGCAUUUCGAAAGCGCCCACGCAGACGAAGAACGUCUUCGUCCAAAGCGGAGCGGCCUUGGAGAAUGUGGGCAAAGGGUUUGUCAACGUACUUGGACAGGGUGGGAAGGGUAUUGCCGGAGGCGGUAAAGCUGUACUCGGGGGUGUGCAAGGAGCAUUUGGGACAAUAACUUCGGGUAUCAAGAAACCCGCCACCCCGUCGAGACCGAUCUACACAACGAGGACGAACACGGGCUCGAGUGCUGGCUUAUCAAGACUAAGCCAGGACAUACCGAGAAAAAGCAUGGAGAUAUCAGAUGCAAGAAGUGAGCCUCGACCACCGAAGUCCACCAGCACUACAAGUCUCAACCACCGAUCAGGACCGUCAUCAAGAGCAUCAUCACCUCCACGAUUACUGGACCUGUCGAAUCUGCCGCCACCUCCCGAUGCCAUGUCCGACGAAUACGUCCCAGUCAAGCCAAUGACUCUCGAGACCCCUGUACGAGAGACUUCGCCCGCUCUGCUGGCUGCACCUUCGAGUCCAGACUCUGUCCAUCGCUCGACCACUGGCCCGCGGCAGUCUACAGAGGACUUGUCCCAUGCCAGACCUUCACCGAUCGCUCGCAGGAAGACCAGAACAAACCACGCCCCCAUAAACGAAGAAGAAACCCGCGUGACAAUCGACCUGAUGUUUGCAAUCAUCACCGAACUCUACUCCCUCUCCUCCGCCUGGACCAUCCGUCUUUCCCUGCUAUCCGCCGCCAAAACAUACCUUCUGCGCCCUCAGAACCCCCAACUCGAGUCCAUCCGCCUCCUAUUGCAGGAAAGCGUGCUGGAUGCCAACUUCUCCGACGCUGGGAUGGCAACGCACAUCCGCAAACUUCGCGAGAACUCAGUUCCAACAGAAGAGGAGCGGGCCAAAUGGCCAGCAGAACUGACAGCGGACGAGAAGGAAGCACUGCGCAUCAAGGCCCGGAAACUAUUGGUGGAGCGCGGCAUGCCGCAGGCUUUGACUAGUGUUAUGGGCGCGGCAGCGUCCGGUGAAGCGUUGGGUAGGGUCUUUGACUGCUUGCAGAUUGAGGAGGUGGCGAGGGGUUUGAUCUUUGCGCUCACGUUGCAGGCAAUUCGCGCUACAACGCAGUAA
Molecule: messenger RNA, 3024 nt
Organism: Cyphellophora attinorum
Lineage: Eukaryota; Fungi; Ascomycota; Eurotiomycetes; Chaetothyriales; Cyphellophoraceae
Exons: 2
Coding region: 1-3024 (1007 amino acids)
Cellular component (GO): intracellular membrane-bounded organelle
Molecular function (GO): phosphatidylinositol binding
Source: RefSeq, a predicted model, not a curated record